AACCGCGUCAGUUGGACCUCCGCUCGUCCACCAUGAGGUCGUUUACACCACAAGGCGAUCCUCCAGUGUCGGUGAAACGGCCUCCUAUCAGCGCCGGAUCGCAUUUUCGCGCGACCAUCAGCGGCGGCAUUCCACGACCCAGUGCAUCGCAACGAGAGUCAAGGAUAACUGGCUUCCGCAGAAGUACGACCACUCAGCCAUCCUACAACAUUCUCACCGGCGAAUCCAACAUGGCGCCUCCUAGCUCUCGACCGGGCGGCCCCUCGGGCCCAUCGCCACCGCGAGGUCGUGCUGCCACUGUAGCCAGCAACUUCAGUCGCGAAAGCAGCAAGGAGAACCGCCCACCACCCGACGCCGAGGAGUACGAGACGCAGCGCAAGCGCAUCGAGGAGCUCAAGGCCGAGGUCGGCACGCUCCAAUACCAAAUCAGCAGCUACGAGCAGGAGAAAGAGCUGGCGCGGUUACAGAUGGAAAACGAGAUGCGCGACACCAAGCGCCGCGCCGAGGACGAUUUCAAGGCAAAACAGGCUGCAGAAGUCGAGAGGGCGAAGGCUCAGCGGCAGGUCGAGGCGCUGCAGCACGAAUUAGACGAAUUGAGAGCCGAAAAAGAGGCCCAGAAACGGGAGCUGGAGACGAAGGCGAGAGAUGCUCUCGCGGAAGCCAGGCUGCUGCAGGAGCAGCUGGAGGAGCUGAGUUCGGCCAAGGAUGAGGCCGCGCGGAUGGCCGAGCGCGAGGCCAAUGACCUCAGGGCCAAGCUGGCCUCGUCGCAACGCACUGUCCACGAGUUGGAGGAGGAGAGCAGGGCACGGGAGGAGCUUUUGGGGAAGGCACAUUCACAGUUGACUGAAAGAGACGAGACGAUCGGCAGGCUAGAAGCUGACGUGCUUCGGCUCAAGGCGCAGACUGGCGAUGCUGACACCAUCGCGGUCAUUCGAAGGGAAUUGUCUGACCAAGUAACACACAUCCGGAACUUGGAGGCGAAGAACCGAGAGCAAGUUACGGAGCUGAAGCACCUGCGCCAGGUGCACAAGGCUGUCGAGGUUGUCGAGGAGGAGAAGCGCUCCCUUCAGCGAAGGUUGGAGGCCGCCGAAUCGGUCCAAAACGAGCUCAACGAAGAAAGACGACAGCGGCAGAGGCUGGAGGACGAAAGGCGGUCAUGGGCAGCCUAUCUCAGGAGCGAAGGCGGCGCAGACGGACCAAACGAGUUCGACUCCCCGGAAGCCGUGGCGAGGGCGCUGGCCGCGGAACGCCUGCACUCGGCCUCUCUUGUCGAGAGGCUGGGGGAGCUACAGCCCGAGAUCGCUGACCGCGACAAUAUUAUCAAGACGCUGGAGGAUGAGAAGGCUAGGCUCCUUGAGCAGAUUGAAAAGCUCAGGGCGGCAGGGGUUACUGGUGCAGGGAGUGACAAAGCUCGGGCCCGUCUCGAGCGACAACGCGCCCUUGCAGUCAAGGAGGUCGAGUAUCUCCGGGCACAGAUCAAGACGUUCGACAUGGAGGAUAUGACGGUCCAGCCGGAAAGCGUCGACCAGCAAAAGGUCAGGCGCAUCCAGGAGCUGGAGGACCUAGUGGAUAAGUACAAGGCCGAGGUCAGCACCCUCCACGCCGACCUGACGUCCCUAGAGUCAGCCUCCACCAGCCCCGCUCAGCCCGUCUUCAACAAGAAACGCCAGCGCGAAGACGACGAAGACGAGAACGAACAGCUCGGCCAACUGGCCCGGAAGAACCGCAAGCUGCAAACCGAGCUCUCCGACCUCCAAACCGCUCACCGCCUCCUUCAAAAAGAGCAUGAAGUCACCACCCUGCAGCUCGCCUCCGCUAAAGAGCAGCUUCAAACCCGCAUCCUCUCGCUCCGCUCCAACCCCACUUCGGACCACGAAGCAACCAAGGCGGCCACUCUCGCAGCGCUCAAGCUCGAAAACGCCGAGCUCCUAGCCCACAUCCAGCGCCAGCCGACCCUCUUCGCGACGGUGCCCGCCUCCCAGCUCGCCGCGGCUCAGCGCGAGAUAGCCGAGGCCAAGGCCGAAACAGCGUCGGCGCACAAGUCGGCGCGCCGCCUCAAGGAGGUCUGGGCGGCCAAGUCGGCCGAGUUCAAGGAGGCCGUCUUCAGCACCCUCGGCUGGACCGUCACCUUCAUCCCCGGGGGCAAAAUGCGCGUCGAGAGCGUGUAUUACCCCUCGCGGACGGACGAGCACGAGAACAGUAUUGUCUUUGAUGGUGAGAGAGGGACCAUGAAGGUCGGUGGUGGCCCGCGGAGUGCGUUUGCUCAAAAGAUAGGGGAUAACAUCAAGUUUUGGGUGCGCGAGAGGGGGUGCGUGCCGGGUUUCUUGGCUGCAUUGACGAUUGAGUUCUUUGAGGCGCAGAUGGAGAAGUAGGGAUGAACAUGUUUGAGUCUUUGUACAUUAACGGGAGUCAGGAGAUGGUAGGGCGGAGUGCUUGCUGUGCUUGGGGGAUCAUAUCAUGGUCGGAAUUUGAUUGCUAGGCCAUGGACAGGGUUCAAGGAAUUGAGAGAUGGCUGGCUUGUUAACCGUUGCUUGAAUUUUCCAAGUCGAGG
Messenger RNA from Parathielavia appendiculata, 2551 nucleotides. Its product is annotated as MAD-domain-containing protein. Gene Ontology annotation, biological process: mitotic spindle assembly checkpoint signaling; attachment of mitotic spindle microtubules to kinetochore. The record is from RefSeq and is a predicted model, not a curated record. Gene Ontology annotation, cellular component: nuclear envelope; mitotic spindle; kinetochore. NCBI's taxonomy places the organism in Eukaryota, Fungi, Ascomycota, Sordariomycetes, Sordariales, Chaetomiaceae. The coding region runs from base 33 to 2372 and encodes 779 amino acids. The transcript is spliced from 2 exons.